GAGUAAAAAAUAAAGAGUAAAAAAAAUUAGAAAAAGGAGUGAAAGAAAAGAGUAAAAGAGCGGCUAAUGUUUCAUUGUUUUACUAGGAUGAAAAUUUGUAAAGACCUUUCAUAUAUAAAUUCUAUUAAAAUUGAUCCCUCAACUUUAAAAGUUUAAAUCUUUUUUUUUUAUUAUCGGAUAUUUUAUCGGGUCCAGAUUUGAAAACUAUUCCAAACCCUACCCAUUUAAAAGUUGGGUUUGGGUCGAGUCCAAAUCGGAUAUGGGUAUAAAAUAUCUAGACCCAUAUCCGAAACUUUAAUGAGUAAUUUUUUUUACCCGUAUACAAUCUAUUUUUUAUCGGUUCCGGUUUGGGUCCGGAUUGGGUACGGGUUGGAUAUGGUAUAUCGGAUAUUUUGGACAGUUUUAAUGAAGCAGGUAGCAUGCUAUCUUUUCCUAAAAAAAAAAACCACAAAAUAAUAUAUAAUUUAAUGUUGUAUAAUGUAAAACAUUGAAAUAAUUUAUUAUGCUACGAAAAUUUAUUUUUUAUGUAUAUAUUUAUAGUUAGUUUACAGUACACCAAAUGCGUCCAAUAUUUUUUUUGGACAUGUUAUGUAGUCUCGUUGGCUCCUUCCUUAAACAAAGGUGGUUCAAUACGGAGCUGUUUUCUUCAUGUGAUGGAAAUGCCAAAUUUUGUAUUCUACAGAAAGAUUUCUAUAUAUUAGAAUUUUUUCCCCAGUAUUAUGUCACCACGUGUUGGCAAAGUCCCGAGUUAUUAUUCUCUCUAUUAAGACGACUUAUUCUCCCCUGCUAAUAACUUAUUCUCACAAGUACUUACGUGGAAGCUUCAGCGCCCCUCCGAAUUCAUGGGCCCACGGAACGGACGGUCCAGAUUCGUUGACCAAUCAUCAACGGACGAUUCUGAUGGACUCAUGAUCCAUUUCGUCACGAGGAAAUAUUAUAAACCAUUACUUUCACGUGUUCUUUUUCCAAACCCGAAAAUUGACUGUUCCAUGGUCUAAUUAAGCUCUCCACCCAAUUUCAAAUCCCAAUUUGACCACGUGGUUUAAAAACGAACCACAGUGUACCCAUUUAUAAAAUGUAAGCUUUGCAACUCAACAUCCCAUUCUAGGGGAAAAGGGGGAGAGUGAGAGAUUAAUUGUUAUAGAGGGAGAGAGAGAGAGAGAGAGAGAGAAAGAUGUUAAUGGAUCCCUUCUAUUCUUUCCAAGAUGAGUUACAGUUCCAUGGUGAAAUGCCACUAUGGGCCCUGUCUCCGGAAGUUGAAGCGCCGUUCAAUCUCGUCGGCGCCGGUUUGGACCCGAUUCCGGUGGAUCCACAACCUGUCAAGCGGAGCGCGUUUGAGAAGUAUGUGAGGCCCGAGUUUGGGUGGACAACCGAGUGCUCGAAUUCGAAAUCGGGUAAUGGUAGUGGUAGCGGCAGUAGCAGCAGUAGUAGUGGUAGGAACAUCCACCUGAGAGUGAUUGAGCUGCUGCGGUCGAUGCCGAGGGGUAAAGAGGAGAGUAAGGGAGUGGAGUGGAGCCGCGGGUUCCGACACAUGAUGAGGGAGAGGCAGAGGAGGGAGAAGUUGAGUCAGAGCUACGCGGACUUACACUCUAUUCUUUCGACGAGAUCAAAGGGCGAUAAGAACUCCAUCGUCCAAUCUGCUGCAUUAUACAUUCGCGAACUCAAAGGAGUGAGGAAUGAACUCCAAAGGCGCAACGAGGAGUUCAAGGCGAGGUUAGUAGGGGAUGAUGCGAACGUAGAAGGGGUAAAGGUGAAGUUCGAGGUGGCGAAUCCAUCAUCCACUAUUGACUCGAUGAUCGGAGCUCUUAGAUGCUUGAAAAAUAUGGAUGUAAAGGCCCGAGCUAUGCGGUCUAAUUUCUCUGGCCAUGUUUUGUUGACGGUCAUGAGUAUCGAAACAAAGAUGUCGGUUUCGGAGGUGGAAAAAGCAAUAGAGGGAGCUCUAGCUAAUGCAGAGACUAACAAGAACCAAUUCCCCUUCCAUGGAAGCGGGGGAUGGGCACUCAAUUCUCAUGUGGAGAACAUGACCUAAAUUUUACCCCCCCCUUUUUUUUUAGUUUCCAUGUUUACAUCAAUUUUAUUAUGUAAUUUCUUUCUUUUUUCUUUUUUUUCCUUUUGUUGGAAGCGUGAUUUUCUUAGAUACACUUGUUAUUGGAACUGAUAUUUUUGCUGAUACCAAUUA
Ananas comosus (pineapple) is the source of this 2179-nucleotide messenger RNA. RefSeq names its product transcription factor BHLH148. The transcript has 3 exons. The coding region runs from base 1175 to 2029 and encodes 284 amino acids. Gene Ontology annotation, molecular function: protein dimerization activity. NCBI's taxonomy places the organism in Eukaryota, Viridiplantae, Streptophyta, Magnoliopsida, Poales, Bromeliaceae. The record is from RefSeq and is a predicted model, not a curated record.